AUGACGGACGCUAACACCAGUGCCAAUACCAGUGCUUCAGUUGAUCGGAUUUCAGUUAAAAUCCCACCUUUGUGGCCCAACGAUCCUGAAAUAUGGUUCCUGCAAGUAGAAAACCAAUUUACACUGGCAAAUAUAACAAGUGACGCAACCAAAUUCAACUAUAUAGUUGUCAAUUUAGACACAGCCUACAUAUUAGAAGUUAAGGACAUCAUUGUUUCACCACCAGCCACAGAGAGACUACUCGAGCAUGAAGAACUGGGCGAUCGAAGACCUUCGCAGUUCUUACGACAUUUACAGUCUUUAGCAGGCACAACGGUACCGGACAAUAUUGUAAGGUCUCUGUGGUUAGGUAGACUGCCAGCGUCUACACAGGCUAUUCUAGCUACUCAAGCUAAAGCUAGUUUGAGCGCAGUUGCCGAGCUAGCUGACAUAAUAUCUGAAGCGAUAGCUCCUAGGGCCCAAAUUUCAGAAGCUUCUAACGCUCGUGAAAGUACCAUAGAGAAAUUGACAGCCGAAUUAGCUGAAAUGAAAAUCCAGCUAUCUAGCUUGUCAAAUGCUCAAGCACAAGCUAACACAUACCGUCGCAACCGCAGCAACUCAAGACGAAGACCAUAUCCUAGAGACAGUAGCUACAGUAGGGAACAUAAUAGUGACAUAUUAUGUUGGUAUCACUACCGUUUCGGUGACCAGGCUAAAAAGUGCUCUCCUCCGUGCAAGCAUCAGGGAAACGUCGCGGGCAGUCGGUGA
Messenger RNA from Diabrotica virgifera virgifera (western corn rootworm), 747 nucleotides. RefSeq lists its product as uncharacterized. The record is from RefSeq and is a predicted model, not a curated record. The transcript is spliced from 2 exons. The coding region runs from base 1 to 747 and encodes 248 amino acids. NCBI's taxonomy places the organism in Eukaryota, Metazoa, Arthropoda, Insecta, Coleoptera, Chrysomelidae.